Messenger RNA from Gossypium arboreum, 4077 nucleotides. RefSeq lists its product as uncharacterized. Bases 213 to 3296 code for a protein of 1027 amino acids. The record is from RefSeq and is a predicted model, not a curated record. Lineage: Eukaryota; Viridiplantae; Streptophyta; Magnoliopsida; Malvales; Malvaceae. Gene Ontology annotation, cellular component: CCR4-NOT complex. Gene Ontology annotation, biological process: protein ubiquitination. Gene Ontology annotation, molecular function: RNA binding; ubiquitin-protein transferase activity. The transcript is spliced from 14 exons.
UGAAAGCGACGUUUAAGAUGAAAAUAUUAAUAAAAAAGCAAAAAAAAAAAAAUCCCUCUCUUCUCUUUAUUUCUCGCUCUCUUUCUUUCUCUCUAUUAUUUCCCUAACGGUGAUUUUCUCUUGGUGGUGUGGUGUUGCUUGUUCUUUUUUUUAAUCACACUAUCUCAUCUUCACAGAUUUUUCCUCUUGUUGAUCUUCACCCAACUGCAAUCAUGAGUGAUGAGGGAGAAAAGACUUGCCCCCUUUGCGCCGAGGAGAUGGAUUUGACUGAUCAGCAGCUCAAGCCUUGCAAAUGUGGUUACGAGAUAUGUGUUUGGUGUUGGCAUCACAUAAUGGAAAUGGCUGAGAAGGAUGAGACAGAGGGGAAAUGUCCAGCAUGUCGUUGUGCUUAUGACAAAGACAGGAUUGUAGGGAUGGCUGCUAAUUGUGAGAGGUUGGUUGCUGAAAUUAAUUCGGAGAGAAAAAGUAAGUCAACAAAGGCAAAGACUAAAUCAUCUGAAGGAAGGAGGCAACUGAGCAGUGUGCGGGUUAUUCAAAAGAAUCUUGUUUACAUAGUUGGGUUGCCACUUAAUCUGGGAGAUGAAGAUCUUCUCCAACAGCGAGAAUAUUUUGGUCAAUAUGGAAAAGUUUUGAAAGUAUCUAUGUCUCGGACUGCAGCUGGUGUCAUUCAGCAAUUUCCAAAUAAUACAUGUAGUGUAUAUAUUACUUAUUCAAAAGAAGAAGAAGCAAUUCGUUGUAUCCGGUCUAUACAUGGAUUUGUUUUGGAGGGUAGACCAUUAAAGGCUUGCUUUGGUACAACAAAGUAUUGUCAUGCAUGGCUGAGAAAUGUGCCUUGCAACAAUCCUGAUUGUCUAUAUUUGCAUGAGAUUGGUUCUCAAGAGGAUAGUUUCACAAAAGAUGAGAUUAUAUCGGCAUACACAAGGGUUCAACAGAUAACUGGUGCAACAAACAAUAUGCAGUGGCGUGCUGGGAAUAUGUUACCUCUGCCGGUGGAUGAUUAUUGCCCCACCCCCAGUUCUGCUUCUGCAGCAAAACCCAUUGCUAAAAAUGCUCCAAAUAAUACAACAGUGUGCAUUCCUAAAGGUUCUCCGCCAAAUGGAAGCACUGGAAGAUCUGUUGCUCUUCCUGCUGGAGCGUCAUGGGGAAUGCGUGCUUUAAACCAUCCUCAAACAGCUGGUUUAGCGUCAUCAAAUGGACCGUCUAAGCAGAAAUCUGAUAUGGUUAGAAGCGCAUUACCAUUUUCAUCUGCACUAACAAACACAAAUCAGAAUUACCCAGUACAUGGAGAUGUUAUAAAGAAGUCAUCUGAGGAGAUUCAUGAUAUGCAAAUGAAGGGUAAACAGCAGAAUGCUGAUUUGGAUUGUCAAACAACUGUUCUAGAGAAACCAACUACACUUGGUAUAGUUUCCGCUUCUAAGUCAUUGAGCUGCCAGUUAUCUUGUCCACCAGUGUUCAAUCAUUACGAACAGGGAAUUAAUAUGCCAUCAACUGUUACAAACACCACCUUUUGCCAUGCGGAGCAGUCUUUUAUUUCUUCUAGUGAAAAACCAGGAUGUACUGGCUCUAUUGAUGGGAAGAUACACAGCUUGUUCUCUGAUAUGCAGAAGUUGACAGUAGAUAGGAAUGUCUAUGGUGGACCAUCUGAUGUACUUAGACCAAGCAGUGCAGAUUCUGAUCAUGGAUCGAGCGGCUCACCUAGUAAUCAGUGCUUACAACAAUGUUAUACUGAGGAUUACCGAGAACCUUUAAGUUCACUAGCCAUUGGGAGAACUGUGACGUCUCCCAGUGGGUUCUGUGUUUCUAAACAGCAGUUUGAUUGGAUAAAUGAUAGACAAACUCAACCAGUGGCUAAUAGAAGCUCUGAAGUGGAGGAAGACAUAUUGUCUUUUGAUAAUCAAAGACUCAACGAUCCAGAAGUAAUUAGCCGUUCAAGUUAUGUUCCAAAUUCACCAAUAUCACUUCAUUUAUCAAACCAAUCUAGGUCCCAUUCGUUUCAACGUGGUGCUGUUAAUUUGGAUGCUGAUGCAUUCAAUGUAGACAAUAAAGUUAGUGACAGUUUGCAUCUUCAUGGAUCAAGUGUUUCUUCUUUAUCAAAUGGAUACCCUGAGAAGUACAUAAGCAGUAGUAUCGGUUCUGAUAUUACCGUAGAUGGGUAUCAUCUGCUUCCAAGUGAGGGGAAAGGGAAGCAGAUUGGAAGAUUCCUUGGUUAUGUUGAGGGCAAUGAUGCUAAAGAAACAGGAGAGAGCAGUAUAAUUUCUAACAUAUUGUCACUAGAUUUUGAUACUUGGGAUGAAUCCUUAGCUUCUCCUCAUAACUGGGCUAAAUUGUUGUGUGACACUGUCAAGCAGCCAAACACUCUCAAAUUAUCUACUUCCUGGAAAGCUCCAAAUAAUGGUCAGUCCAGAUUUUCAUUUGCAAGACAGGAGGAUUCCAAAUAUCAUCCAUUUGAUAUGGAGUCCUCAUUUAGUCUUUUUGGGCAAAUGCCACAGAACCCUUCUAGCCAGGAUUUUGCAGAAAGCACGGAUCUCUAUCAAAAUAAGUUUGGAAUUUCUAAUGGUUUUUCAUCUCAUCACUUUGCGGAAUCUGACUAUGCAAUCAGCAGUCCUUCAGUGUUUUCUUCUAACAAGCUUUCUGCAGUUUCAAGACCUCAAAUUUCAGCCCCUCCUGGUUUCUCUGUUCCUAGCAGGACACCGCCUCCAGGCUUUUCUUCUCAUGAGAGAAUUGACCAUGCCGAUGACACCACAUCUGGAAACAAUUUGGGGGACUGUUCAUCGCUGUUAAGAAAUUCUUAUCAGGCUCUGGCAAGUGGUGGGAUUGGUGGCCCUGGGGAUAUAGAGUUUAUGGAUCAUGCUAUUUUAGCAGUUGGUAAGGGUAGACUUCAGGGAGCACUAAACAGUUCAGGCUUAGACAUGAGAUCAAAUUUUCCACCACAGUUGGAUCCCUAUGAAGAUGAGGCCAGAUUUCAACUAUUGAUGCAGAGAUCCCUUUCUCCUAACCAAAACAUGAGAUAUGAUGGUGGGGAUGGCUUUCCUUAUUUUGAAGGGAUUUCUUCUGGGCUAAUGGAUCAAUCACAAGUGAACAAAAUCUACCCAUUUGCUCAGCUGUCGCUCCAAUCAAGAAAUACAAAUGGUCACUGGGAUGGAUGGAAUGAGGUCCAAGGUGGAAACGCUAUUGGUGUUGCUAAGCUCCUCCAAAAUGAGAGACGGGGGUUUAACAAGUUUUAUUCCGGUUAUGAAGAUUCUAAGUACAGGAUGCCCACUUCGGGUGAUCUGUAUAGUAGAACAUUUGGGAUGUGAUUGCUUCCAGAAGUUGGAACGAAGUUGUUGCAUAAUUGGCAUUUCUUUGCUAAUAAGAAUUUUUGUGCAAUCUUGCAUGCAUGCCGAGUCUCCUUCGGCAGCCUCAUGAAGGAUAAAUCUCCUGAAUCCUUGUAACCGCUGACCAAGCCAGAAAAGUUCCAUCUGAAGAAACGUGCAGGUGAAGCGAACUUCCGUUAUAAUCUAAUCUAUAUAUAUAGUUUGAUUGUACCUCAGAAGUAUAAGAUUAAAAAAAGAAAGGGUUUUAACUGGCAGGCAGGUUGAUCCACUCCUGGUGCCUAGUGUUUUGUACUAAAUACCUCCUGAAGUAAAAUUUGGUGGUUGCUUUUGGCUCUGGCAACUUAAAUAGUUCUUUACAUAUUAUUAUUAAUGAAUUUAAUUAAUUAAAUUAAUAGGGAGUUGGUAUGUGUAUUUUACAGUGGCGUUUCGUUGGCAACCUUUGGAAUCCCAAAUCUCGGGUAAGUAUAAUCUUUUUCCUGUUAAUCUGUGAGGGGUGAAGUUCUGUAUAGUAGUGGGCCAAGCUUUGAGGCCGAAUUGGUCAUUGUCUAAACGACAAGGUUACAUAUUUCCCCGAAUCAUUUCGUCUUUUUUCUUUUUGCUCCGUCUCUUAAGAGUCUGUACAGGCAUAUUCUGGAAGCAACAUGGCUCCGUUCAAUCUAUAGAAUAAGAUGAUCGUUUCUGUUCUUUGUUUUUUCUUGCUUUACAAAAUUAUUUAUUUUCUAUUUGGCGACAAUUGUCACUAAAUAAUAAAAUCAAGGAGGAA